Colletotrichum higginsianum IMI 349063 is the source of this 3855-nucleotide messenger RNA. RefSeq names its product Hydantoinase B/oxoprolinase. The coding region runs from base 1 to 3855 and encodes 1284 amino acids. Gene Ontology annotation, cellular component: cytosol. Gene Ontology annotation, biological process: glutathione metabolic process. The transcript has a single exon. NCBI's taxonomy places the organism in Eukaryota, Fungi, Ascomycota, Sordariomycetes, Glomerellales, Glomerellaceae. The record is from RefSeq and is a predicted model, not a curated record. Gene Ontology annotation, molecular function: 5-oxoprolinase (ATP-hydrolyzing) activity.
AUGGCGGUCAAAUCACAUCGCAUCCGCAUUUCCAUUGAUCGAGGUGGCACUUUCACCGAUGUUCAUGCCUCUAUUCCCGGCAGAGGCGAUAUCAUCCUCAAGCUUCUCUCUGUUGAUCCCGCCAACUACCAAGAUGCCCCAACAGAAGGCAUUCGCAGAAUCCUUGAGAUGGUGACCGGGGAGACGCUACCCAGGGGGCAAUUGCUCGAUCUGUUCCAUGUCGAGUCAAUCCGCAUGGGCACCACAGUAGCCACGAACGCCCUCCUCGAGCGGAAAGGCGAGCGCGUGGCCCUGAUCACGACUAAGGGUUUCCGCGACUUGCUGGCGAUCGGAAACCAAUCGCGUCCCAACAUUUUCGACCUCUCCGUCACGCGGCCAGAGGUCCUCUUCGACGAAGUUGUCGAAGUUGAAGAGCGUAUCACGAUGGAAGACUACACUGAGGAUCCAGCAUCCGUCAAGACCGCUCCGACGUCUGACGACCCCCAGCUGGUUACUGCCGUCACUGGCGAGACCAUUCGCGUUCUCAAGAGACCAGACUUGACGGCGAUCAAGACGCAGCUGGAAAAGGUCAGGGAACAGGGCUUCCGGUCCAUCGCCAUUGUCUUCAUCCACUCUUAUGCAUACCCGGAUCACGAGCUGUUGGUCGGCAGAGUAGCCUCAGAAAUGGGCUUCUCAGUGACUCUGUCUUCAGAAGUCCAGCCCAUGAUCAACGUCGUACCUCGCGGCAUGUCUGCCGUGGCCGACGCCUACCUCACCCCGGUCAUCCGACAGUACAUCGACUCCAUAUCGGCCAACUUCAAGGGCGGUUUCGGUGCAGCCGCCACUCGCAUAGAGUUCAUGCAAUCGGACGGCGGCCUCGUGGACUACCGCAAGUUCAGCGGUCUGAAAGCCAUACUUUCCGGCCCGGCCGGUGGUGUUGUCGGCUAUGCGCAGACAUCGUGGGACGACGAGGAGCGCCAGCCGGUCAUUGGAUUCGACAUGGGCGGGACCUCCACGGACGUGUCGCGUUACGCGGGUGUUUACGAUCACGUUUUCGAAACCACGACUGCGGGCAUCGCCAUCCAAUCGCCGCAGCUCGACAUCCACACCGUCGCUGCCGGAGGUGGUUCCAUCCUGACCUGGAAGAACGGGCUGUUCAACGUCGGCCCCGAGUCCGCGUCGGCCCACCCCGGGCCAGCAUGCUACCGCAAGGGGGGGCCGCUCACGGUAACCGACGCGAACCUCUUCCUCGGCAGACUGCUCCCCGAGUACUUCCCCAAGGUCUUUGGCCCCAAGGAGAACGAGCCUCUCAACCGAGAGGUCACCGCAGCCAAGUUCCUGGAGCUCACAAGCGACAUCAACAAGGACCGAGAAGUGGCUGGUCUCUCCCUUUUAUCUCCAGAGGAAGUUGCCCUUGGUUUCUUGAAGGUUGCCGAUGAGGGUAUGGCGAGCCCCAUUCGUGCGUUGACAGAAGCUCGUGGCUACGAGGCUGGCGCCCAUCACUUGGCUUGCUUUGGCGGUGCUGGCGGCCAGCACGCCUGCUCCGUUGCGACUGUCCUUGGCAUCUCUCGCGUCAUCAUCCACAAGUAUUCCUCCAUCCUCUCAGCGUAUGGUAUGUCGCUUGCAGACGUCGUCCACGAGAUCCAGAGGCCAUCCGCCAUCACCUACUCCGAGGAGACCAAGGGCAACAUCCAAGAGCAGCUCGAGGAUCUCUCCUCUCAAGCCACCCUGGAGUUGAUGAAGCAAGGCUUCACCGAGGACCUCAUAACCCACGACACCUAUCUCAAUAUGCGAUAUGCUGGAUCAAGCAGCUCCCUCAUGAUCCUGAAGGGGGCCGACUGGGAUUUCAAGGCCGAGUUUGAGGAAGCCCACCGCCGCGGAUUCGGCUUCCACUUCCCCGAAAAGGCCAUCAUCGUCGACGACAUCCGAGUUCGAGCCACCGGCGCAGCUCGUGCCAAGGUCGAGAAGAGCCCCUUUGCCCAGAUGAAGGCCGUCGGAGGCUCCUCGACUCCCAGCAGUCCCGAGCCCAGUACAACCAACCGUGUCUAUUUCGAGGGCCGCGGCCACCUCGACACCGCCGUUUACCAGCUUGAGACCAUACCCGUCGGCGCUCGCAUCGCCGGCCCGGCCUUGAUCAUCGACAACACCCAGACGAUCCUAGUCACCCCGUCCACGACCGCCACGGUCCUGGAGAGCUACGUCGUCAUCGACCGCGAGCUCGAAGGGAGGGUUGUCAAGCAGGAUGGCGAACAGGAAGAGUUCAGCCCCGUCCAACUUACCGUCUUUGGCCACCGCUUCAUGUCCAUCGCCGAGCAGAUGGGACGGACGCUGCAGAAGACUGCCGUGUCGACCAACAUCAAAGAGCGUCUGGACUUCUCUUGUGCGAUCUUCAGCCCCGACGGCGGACUCGUUGCCAACGCCCCCCACGUCCCCGUGCACCUCGGGUCCAUGCAGUUUGCCGUGCGCUACCAGCACGAACUGUGGAAAGGCAGGCUCCGGGACGGCGACGUCCUCGUAUCGAACCACCCGUCCUGCGGCGGCACCCACUUGCCUGACAUCACCGUCAUCACGCCCGUCUUUGACGGAGAAGAGAUCGCCUUCUACGUCGCCUCGAGAGGACACCAUGCGGACAUCGGCGGCAUCCUACCCGGCUCCAUGCCACCGACGUCGUACGCCCUUUGGCAAGAAGGUGCCGCGAUCGAGUCGACGAAGCUUGUGAGCGAGGGCCGUUUCGACGAGAACGAGGUCCGUCGCCUGCUCCUCGAGGAGCCCGCGCAAUAUGAGGGCUGCUCGGGCACCCGGAGACUGCAGGACAACCUCUCCGAUCUCAACGCGCAGAUCGCCGCCAAUGCCAAGGGCAUCUCCCUGAUCAAGGCCCUCAUCACGGAGAACGGCCUCGCCACUGUCCACAGGUACAUGUAUGCGAUCCAGCACACCGCCGAACACGCCGUGCGCGAGUUGAUGCAAGACACGCUCGCCAAGUUUGGUCCGGAGCCGCUCGUUGCGGUCGACUACAUGGACGACGGCACGCCCAUCUCUCUCAAGAUCACGAUCGCCACCGACGGUUCCGCGACCUUUGACUUCUCCGGCACGGGCCCGCACGUCCUCGGCAACACCAACGCGCCCAUCGCCAUCACGCACUCGGCCAUCAUCUACUGCCUGCGCGGCCUCAUCUCCUCCCAGAUCCCCCUCAACCAGGGCUGCCUGGCCCCGAUCGACAUCGUCAUCCCCGAAGGCAGCAUCCUCAACCCCGGAGCCGGCCUCGCCGUGGUCGGCGGCAACGUCCUCACCUCGCAACGCAUCACCGACGUCGUGCUCAGGGCUUUCCGCGCCUCCGCCGCCAGCCAGGGCUGCUGCAACAACCUGACCUUCGGCACCGGCGGCAAGGACCCCGUCACGGGCGAGCACAAGGACGGCUUCGGGUACUACGAGACCAUCGCGGGCGGCGCGGGCGCCGGUCCCACAUGGGUCGGCCAGAGCGGCGUCCACACGCACAUGACAAACACGCGCAUCACCGAUCCCGAGGUCUUUGAGAAGAGGUACCCGUGUAUCCUCAGGCGGUUCCAGCUCCGCGAAAACUCGGGCGGCAAGGGCCGAAACAGGGGCGGCGACGGCACCGUCAGGGAGAUCGAGUUCCGCGUGCCCGUCCAGUGCUCUAUCCUCAGCGAGCGGAGGAGCCGUCGGCCGUACGGCAUGGAGGGCGGCGGCGACGGGGAGGCCGGCAUCAACUUGGUCAUUGUCCGGGACGACAUGACGGGCAAAGACCGGACGGUCAACCUCGGCGCGAAGGCGACGACGAAGCUCCGCGCGGGCGAGAGGGUUAUCAUCCAGUCACCUGGCGGAGGCGCCUGGGGGGCGCCCAUUGGGUCGAACUGA